This is a messenger RNA of Prorocentrum cordatum, 513 nucleotides long. Lineage: Eukaryota; Dinophyceae; Prorocentrales; Prorocentraceae. The record is from the annotation of a GenBank genome assembly.
AUGGCGACGGGGAGCGAGAGCAGUUCCUGUCCCGAACGGGGCUCGCUGUCGCUGCCGCCGAGCACCUGGGAGGAGUCCCUCUGGGCAUUCUGCCCGCUUCGGGCGUCCAGGGCCAGCCUUUUGCCUCCUCCGCGCCAGGUGGGGGGCGGGGCGUCCUCGUGCCCGGCGGCCUUCGGGGCCUCGCCGCCCGCGCCCCCCGUGCGCGGGGCUCGCUGCCCUCCCGCCGCGGGGCUCGCCCCGCCUUCGUGCCCCGAGGCGCGCAGGACUCGGCUGGGGCCCCCCGUAUCUUGGGGCGCGAUCGUCUUGCUGCACGUCCGCCUCUGCGUCGGGAGUGGCUGCUUCGCCUCCGCCCCGCCGGGCCGCGCGCCCCGCGCCCAGCGGCAGAGAGGGGGGGGGGAGAAGGGAGGCGGGGAAGCCCCCGGCGAGCUCGGAAGGCCCCGCCGGCCCGGCGUUGGCACCGCCGUGCCCCCGCGGCGCGGGUCGGCGCAGGCCGAGCGGGGCCCCAGGCCCUGA